CCUCCGCCCCGUCGGGAUCCGCCCUCACCUCCCGGCUACCAGCCCUGGUGUGGUCCAAGAUGGAGGAGGGUGCCGUAUCGGCGCCGCUCGCCCUCCGGCGGCUGCUGCUGUUCGUGGCGCUGCCGGCUAUGGGGUGGCUGACGACCAGCGCCUCCAGGCCGCCGUUGGCAGCCCCGCAGGAUGGCAUCAGAAUUAGUGUAACUACCCUGAAAGACAAUGGGGAAGUGUGUGAAGAACAGGUUGUUCUUAACAUAACCUAUGAAAGUGGACAGGUAUAUGUAAAUGACUUACCUGUAAAUAAUGGUGUAACCCGAAUAAGCUGUCGGACUUUGAUAGUGAAGAGUGAAAAUCUGGAAAAUUCGGAAGAAAAAGAGUAUUUUGGAAUUGUCAGUAUAAGGAUUUUAGUUCAUGAGUGGCCUAUGACUUCUGGUUCCAGUUUGCAGCUAAUUGUCAUUCAAGAAGAGGUAGUAGAGAUUGAUGGAAAGCAGGCUCUACAAAAGGAUGUUACUGAAAUUGAUAUUUUAGUGAAGAACCAGAGAAUCCUCAGACAUUCAAACUAUACCCUUCCUUUGGAAGAAAGUAUGCUUUAUUCUAUUUCCCAAGACAGUGACAUUUUAGUUACCCUUCCCAACCUUUCCAAAAAAGUAGAAAGUGUAAGUUCACUGCAGACUACCAGUCAGUAUCUCAUCAGGAAUGUGGAAACCACUGCAGAUGAAAAUGCUUUACCUGGCAAAUUACCUGAAACUCCUCUCAGAGCAGAGCCUCCAUCUUCAUAUAAGGUAAUGUGUCAGUGGAUGGAAAAGUUCAGGAAAGUGCUCUGUAAGUUUUGGAGCAGUGUGUUUCCAGUGUUCUUUAUGUUCCUGAACAUCAUGGUGGUCGGAAUUCUAGGAGCAGCAGGAAUCAUAACCAUCUUAAAGGUGCUUUUCCCAGUUUCUGAGUACAAAGGAAUUCUUAAGGUGGAGAAGAUGAAUGUUACACCUGUGGCAGCUAUCAGCUUUUAUCAAGAAGGCUCUGAGCAAACAGCAGAAAAACUUGAAGAUAAAAUGUACAUUUAAAAUGCCAUCUCCAAUCAUGGACUCUGAAACUUGCCAUUUGAAUACAAGUUUAUUUAAAUCAUUAAGAAUCAGUUUAUGCACAGAAAUUCCCAAACUCCUAAGACUACCUGAAAAUUGACCUCUACUGUGCCAAGUUAAAGUUCACCUUAUCCAAUGAACUAUUAAAGAAAAUUUAAGUGUAAGAGAAGGUGUGAAGAGAAUUUAAGUUACCAAAAUGAAACAAAAAGGUGAGACAGAAUGCCAAGUGCCAAUAACUUUUCAAGGUGCCUUUGCUAAGGAAAUUAUAUGAUUACUGUAAUAUGUAAGAUUUUAUAAAAAGCACUUUAUGAAAUUCUAAUUUAAAAGCUCAAGAACUUAUUUUCUUACUCAGUAUAGUAUGCCUUUAUUAAGUACAUGAUUCAGAAUAAAAAAAAUCACUUAAGUGUAUCAAGAUUUGUCCUGUACCAAGACUACUUACCUUGAAAGCAUCAGUAUUAAAUAGUAGUAACAUGUUCUCACUCCAAAAUAAACUUUUUAAAGAUUUGUUUUAA
Nannospalax galili (Upper Galilee mountains blind mole rat) is the source of this 1585-nucleotide messenger RNA. It is a transcript of the gene Ginm1, whose product is annotated as glycoprotein integral membrane 1. Bases 60 to 1055 code for a protein of 331 amino acids. NCBI's taxonomy places the organism in Eukaryota, Metazoa, Chordata, Mammalia, Rodentia, Spalacidae. The transcript has 8 exons. The record is from RefSeq and is a predicted model, not a curated record.